CAUUCAUCCCCGUGGGUGGGUGUGCCAGUUGGGCUUCCCGGAAGCUAGGGAGUGUGUGAGCAAUGGGCGGUGGGGGGGGCCAUUAGUAGGCAAGAGUUGGGGCUGGACUAAGUGCCACUCUCUGCCGGGGUUUCUUUGCUGACGGGCUGCAAAGGCCAUGGAGGGCACUGCUUCCUCUCUCUCUCCCUGCCCUGUGUGGGGUUGACUGAGUGCAGGGAGCUGGGACACGCUGAGAUCUGCCAGGAGAAUGUGUCCCCACCCACCUCAGGAGCAGGUCCUGCCAGCCCAGCCCAGAGCAGGCAGCGGAAGCCACAGGGAACACAGGCCCCUCAGACGAGCGGGGUUCAUCUGUGUCCUCAGAACAGCUCUAGGACAGAGCUGUUCACAAAGCCUUCAAACUUUGGUCUCCACUGCUGACGAAGCGGUGACCCAAAGUGUCCAAGCCCCCGACAGCCAUCUGCCCCGCAGCCAUAGCCCACAUUCCCAUGUCCUGUCUGCCCCAGGACGGUCCCUGCACAGCCUCCAGGCCCCACUCUCGGGAUGAACACGAGGCCAGGACCCUAGCGUGCCCAAUGAUGUCCCCAGCCUAGCUCCUCUCACACUGUGGUACCAUGCAGCACAACUCUGCCAACAACUCCAGCCUCGCUUCCCAGUGCCCUGACUACCGGAACACCCACUACCUGCACAUGGUGGUCUACAGCCUGGUCCUGGCCGCAGGGCUUCCCCUCAACGCGCUGGCCCUCUGGGUCUUCCUGCGCGUGCUGCGCAUGCACUCCGUGGUGAGCGUGUACAUGUGCAACCUGGCGGCCAGCGACCUGCUCUUCACCCUCUCGCUGCCCCUGCGCAUCUCCUACUACGCCCUGCACUACUGGCCCUUCUCUGCCCUCCUGUGCCAGACGGCGGGUGCCAUCUUCCAGACGAACAUGUACGGCAGCUGCAUCUUCUUGACUCUCAUCAACGUGGACCGCUACGUGGCCAUCGUGCACCCGCUGCGGCUGCGGCACCUGCGGCGGCCCCGCGUGGCGCGGCUGCUGUGCCUGGGCGUGUGGGCGCUCAUUGCCGUGUUCGCCGUGCCCGCCGGCCUGGUGCACCGGCCCUCGCCCUGCAGCUACAACGGCAGCCAGGUGCACCUGUGCUUCGAGAGCUUCGGCGACAUGUGGCAGAACAGGCUACUGUGGCUCCUGCUGCUGGCCGAGGCGCUGGGCUUCUUGCUGCCCCUGGCGGCCAUGCUCUACUCGUCGGGCCGGGUCUUCUGGACCCUGGCGCGGCCAGACAGCACGCGGAGCCGGCGGGGGCAGAAGACCGUGCGCCUCCUGCUGGCCAACCUCGUCAUCUUCCUGCUGUGCUUCGUGCCCUACAACGCCACGCUGGCGGUCUACGGGCUGCUGCGGGGCAACGUGGUGGCGGCCCGCAGCGAGGUGCGCGACCGGGUGCGCCAGGCGCUCAUGGUCAUGGUGCUGUUGGCCGGCUCCAACUGCGUGCUGGACCCGCUCGUGUACUACUUCAGCGCCGAGGGUUUCCGCAACACCCUGCGCGGCCUGGGCACUCCGCUCCGCGCCAGGACCUUGGCCACCAACGGGGCUCAGGGAGCGCACGCCGAACGGUCCACCGAGGCCACCCUCAUCACCGGUCCGGCUACCGCCAACCAGAAGCUGCUCCGGCCUUCCAGCUUCGGGACGCCCUUGACCCAGCGCCUCGAGGACUCGGUCCUCUGAAUGCACUGCGU
This is a messenger RNA of Lontra canadensis (Northern American river otter), 1726 nucleotides long. It is a transcript of the gene LPAR5, whose product is annotated as lysophosphatidic acid receptor 5. The record is from RefSeq and is a predicted model, not a curated record. Bases 612 to 1715 code for a protein of 367 amino acids. Gene Ontology annotation, cellular component: membrane. Gene Ontology annotation, molecular function: G protein-coupled receptor activity. The transcript has 3 exons. Gene Ontology annotation, biological process: behavioral response to pain; G protein-coupled receptor signaling pathway. NCBI's taxonomy places the organism in Eukaryota, Metazoa, Chordata, Mammalia, Carnivora, Mustelidae.